UUCACUUUGAUCAAUAUAACAACCUCCAAUUUUACCAUCAAAUUGUAAUCUAGUUUGUCUUUUUUGGCUCUGUUUUUCUUCCUAUCUCGCCUACAUUACAUCAAUUAAUUAUUGAAAUGGAUUUAUUAAAAGGCCAAAUCAAAAACUUGAAUCUCUAUGAGGUGAAGCACAUUGUCCGUAAAGCCCAAAAUGUGGUAUACAAUUAUACUGAAAUGGAAGCAAAAGUUCGUGAGGCAACCAACAAUGAACCUUGGGGUACUUCUUCGUCUUUAAUGCAACAGAUUGCUGCUGGAACUUAUAAUUAUAGAGAAAGAGAAGAAAUCUGCGGUUUAAUUUUCAGAAGAUUUACUGAAAAAUCAGCCAAUGAAUGGAGACAGAUUUAUAAGGCAUUACAAUUGUUAGAGUAUUUGGUUAAAAAUGGUUCUGAAAGAAUUGUUGACGAUGCGAGAUCUAAUAUGUCUCUUAUCGGUCUCCUUAAGGGCUUCCAUUAUAUCGAUUCUCAAGGAAAAGAUCAAGGUAUCAACGUUCGUAAUAGAGCCAAGUUAUUAUUGGAGUUAUUAAGUGAUGAAAACAAAAUUAGAGGUGAAAGAAAAAAAGCCAGAGAAAAUGCAAGAAAAUUUGGCGGUGUUGCAGGUGGUUCUUCAGUUCGUCGUCAUCAUAAUUCUUCCAAUUCCUAUAGUUCUUAUGACUUUGAUGAAGAUACUGGUUAUGGUACUGCUGACAUUAACAGAGUUUAUGGUGACGGCGGUGUUUAUGGCCAAAGAUUUGAAGAACACAUAACUGCCGGUUCAAAUAAUAGAUUUGAAGAAUAUGAUGUCACUACUGCUUCUAAUUCCAAUUCAACUUCUAAGUCCAAUUCCAAUUCUUCAAUUGGUAAACCUAAAAAAUCAAGACAUACUCCAAAACAAAAAUCCGUUCAACAAAAGCCUCAGGCUGAUCUUUUUUCUUUUGAUGAUGAUGUUGAUACCAACAACAAUACCUUGAAUAAAAAAAAUAACGUCAGUAAUGAUGACGAUGAUGACUUUGAUGAUUUUCAAAGUGCUGUUCCAGCCACCACCACUACAACAUCAACAACAACACAAAAACCACCACAGCAACCUUUAACUUCUAGUAACCUCAGUGAUUUGUUUUCUCUUGGUUCAUUAUCUACCCCACAACAAACUAAUAGUAAUCCUACAAACAAUUUUUCACCUUAUCAACCUCAUACAACUCAAAACCAAUUUUCAAAUUUUAAUUAUAAUAAUCAACCAAACAGUUUACUUUCUUUUAACAACAACAACAACCCAUCACUUAUAUCUACCACAAAUACUGCUACCAAUUCGACUGCUUCUAAACCAAGUUCUGAUGCAUUUAGCUCAUUAUUUUCAUCGGCAAAAACUUAUAAUUUUAAUUCACAACCUCAAAGAUCACAUUCUGUCUCGAAACCUAUUUCUACAAUUUCAAAACAAAACAAUUCAAACUCAAACUCAAAUUCAAAUUCAAAUAAUAUCGAUGAUUUAUUUGGUGAUUUUACAUCUCAACCAACUUCAAAUACACAAUCAAAUAAUGUCAAUAAAAGUAAUACAAAAAAUAACAAUUCUCAAGAUUUAGAUUUACUAUCUUUUUAGUCCAGGAAUAUUCAAUUCCCAAAAUUUCGUUCUUUUUUUUUAUAUUUUGUUUAAAUGAUAUUUUUUUUUCUGUUUUAAUUUUUAUUGAAAAGUAGCUUUUUAUUGUAAUUGUA
This is a messenger RNA of Ascoidea rubescens DSM 1968, 1720 nucleotides long. It is a transcript of the gene ENT3, whose product is annotated as Ent3p. The record is from RefSeq and is a predicted model, not a curated record. The transcript has a single exon. Gene Ontology annotation, cellular component: clathrin vesicle coat; plasma membrane; endosome. Gene Ontology annotation, molecular function: clathrin binding; phospholipid binding. Bases 117 to 1607 code for a protein of 496 amino acids. Gene Ontology annotation, biological process: endocytosis; Golgi to endosome transport. NCBI's taxonomy places the organism in Eukaryota, Fungi, Ascomycota, Saccharomycetes, Ascoideales, Ascoideaceae.